CUGCAGGGAGGAAGGAGGCGAGAUGGAUUGGGGAGGAGGGGGGAGGACAGUAGUCAGAGGUGGGUAGGGGAAAAUAGGGGGGGGCGGAAUUGUUAGAAACGAUGCUAAUUUGUCCUAGCUGGGUGGAAGAUGGCUGCUAAUUUGUCAUCCUCUUUAUGAUGAUAAAUUGCAACCUAUGCAUAUAUAUGCAUAUAUCUGGGCAUGCAUAUGAAAUUCUAAUUGAUGGGGGAGGGCGUGGGGGGGGGGGAGGAGGAGGAGGAAAGAGAGUCAGUCCCAUCAACGUGAAUAUGCGAAGCUAACGUGCUGUAACGGCCAUCGAUUCACAUUACAUGGUUCGGGUGCGGGCUGUGGUGAUGACCCGAGACGACUCAAGCGGGGGUUGGGUGCCCAUGGGCGGCGGCGGCCUGAGCCACGUCACCAUCUGCAAAGUCCGGCGCCCAGAGGAAGGGCGGCAUCGCCAGUACCUGAUCAGCGGGGAGCGCCUGCGGGACCAAACGACCAUCUUGGAGUGUGCUCUGAAGAGGGACCUCGUCUACAACAAGGUGAACCCCAUUUUCCACCACUGGAAAGUCGGAGACAACAAGUUUGGCCUCACUUUCCAGAGCCCUGCCGACGCCGUGGCCUUCGAGAGAGGGGUGCAAGCUGCCCUGGAGGAGAUUGCUGAAGGUUCCCUCUCGCCUUCCUCUACCUCCUCCUCUCAGGACGACGCCGACGGGACAGACGAAGCUCUUGCCGUCCACACGGACAGCGAGUCCUCGUCGAACAGCCGCAAGGAAAUGCUACCCAAACCCAUCACCAUUGUCACCAGUGAGUCUUCCUCCAGCUGCUACUUGCGGUCCCCGGUCUCUGAAGAGUUCUCCUUCAGCACGGCGCAGGGAGCAACGUCGAGCGGGCCGGUGCAACCCCAGACCUUGCAGCAGCUGAUGCUCCCCGACGAAGAGGAGCUGGAGAGCAUCACCCCUUGCAAAGAGCUCUGGGUAACCAAAGGCUACGAGGACUACCGCCGGGCAGUGGUUCAGAAGCGGCAGAUGGACCCGGACAAAAUCGACAUGUGCGUCCACUUCGAGAAGGGAGGCGGCGGCGGCGGCGGCAAGUCUCCGCGGGAGAAAGAGUACUGCUUGCCCCCCGGGGCCGAAGGACGGCUCAAGGACCCCAAGGCCUCUCCGUCCUGCCACAUCCACGGCGCCUCCUCGCCGCCGCGGCACAAGCCCCUGAAGGAGCAGCAGCAGCAGCAGGCACCCCCGGGCGCGCCGGGCGUGGAGGAGGACACGGUGCCCUCCCGCUGCGUCUACUGCCGGGACGUCUUUAACCACGAGGAGAACGGGCGCGGGCAGUGCCAGGAUGCCCCCGACCCCAUCGGCCGCUGCGUCUACCAGUUCACCUGCAUGUGGUGUGCGGAGAGCAUGCUCUACCACUGCAUGUCGGACUCCGAAGGAGAGUACUCGGACCCCUGCUCCUGCGACACCGGGCACCCACACUUCUGCAUCCGCUGGAUGGCCCUCGUCACCCUCUCCCUCGUCGUCCCCUGCAUGUGCUGCUACCUGCCCCUCCACGCCUGCCACACGUGCGGCGAGCACUGCGGCUGCUGCGGUGGCAGGCACAAAGCGGUGCGGUGAGGAAGCCCCCGGAGGGGUUCGGCGCAGGGCACAAGGGUUUUGGCCGCCGAGGCGGCAGGCAGCUUGCCGAUAAAGCCGGAGGUUUGCUUAACGGGCCUGCUCCUCCCCGAUUCCCUCUCCUUUCCCCUGCUCUUCUUAGGACACUUUAGGGGGGAAAGGGUGUGUGUGCGUUGUGUCCCCAGGCUGGCUGGCGGAAUCCCGUUUCGUUUGUGCCCUCUCUCUUUUUGGAAACCCUUUUUUUCCGCAGCGUGUGGCGUGGUAAGGAGGGAACGGCUGUGGGGAAAUGGAUGGCGACAUCUCGCCCGCCCGGUGGUUGGGUGCUGUUCUGCGGAAGGUAACUGGUUUGGUGGGACCUUAAAAAAACAACAACUCAUGGGGACUUAAGAAAAGAAAAGGAACUGCUUUAAAAUGGAAGAGAGAAGUGAAUGACGACACUGUAAGAAAAGGGACUGGUGUCUGCCUGCUGACUCUCAGACUGCCCCACAUUUUCGUAGAUGAGUGGUUCCUGCAGCGUCCUUUAAAUCAGCCCCGUGUUUGCAGAACUGCUACAGAUUUUGAGGUGGGAAGAAGCAGGCCUAGGCAGUUUUGAUUCCACCAAGCCAGAGGCAGCCCACCCCCUGCGUAUUUGGAGUGGGGGGCACUCCCAGCUGUUCAACAACAACACUCCCUUGACCCAUUUUCAUGUAGGGUUCCAUAAACGGCAGGCGAGGCUGGAUUUACCUUGGAGAGGGAUGUGUUUUGAGGGGAGCUGAACUUUCGUCUACUUCUUCACCACUGUCACCCCCAAAACCCACUCCCAAUCACUUAGUAUGAGGUAAACACACACACA
Molecule: messenger RNA, 2445 nt
Organism: Podarcis raffonei (Aeolian wall lizard)
Lineage: Eukaryota; Metazoa; Chordata; Lepidosauria; Squamata; Lacertidae
Gene: SPRED3
Product: sprouty related EVH1 domain containing 3
Exons: 6
Coding region: 330-1616 (428 amino acids)
Biological process (GO): multicellular organism development; negative regulation of MAPK cascade
Cellular component (GO): membrane
Molecular function (GO): protein kinase binding
Source: RefSeq, a predicted model, not a curated record